UCUGAGCCAGCGAUGGGGGUGAAGCGAGGAUGCUGAGGAGGGGACUCAACUUGAACAGCCGUCCAAUUCGCGCGCAGCUGGAAUGUGGGAUCUUAUCUCGAGGCCGUAUAAGCAUGGAUGCGACCGAAAAUGCGGCUGAGUCCACUUUUUCGACCUUUUGAAGAGUCUCCAGAACAUCUAUUCCACAGAGAACAACUCAGAGGGCUCCCACCAUUCCUCCUCUGACUGGACUUGUCAGCACCGACGAUGCCUGUUCUAGAACCAGAGCAGCCCAAAGGCCCAAAAGACAGCAAUGUCUUGCCCAAGCUGCCAGUCCCCCCUCUGCAGCAGACUCUGGACACAUACCUGAAAUGUGUGGAACACCUGGUGAGCAAAGAGCAGUUCAGGAAAACCAAAGCCAUCGUGGAAAAGUUCGGGGCACCAGGAGGUGUGGGAGAGCUCCUCCAGAAAAGGCUCCUGGAAAGGAGAGACAAAAUCGACAACUGGGUAUACGACUACUGGCUUGAAGACAUGUACCUGAACAACAGAUUGCCACUUCCCGUCAAUUCUAGCCCUGCUAUGGUCUUUCCAAAACAGACAUUCAGAGAUCGCAAUGACAUGCUCAGAUUUGCUGCUCAUCUCAUCUCAGGAGUUUUGGAGUACAAGGCUCUUCUUGAUGGGCGGGCUCUGCCUGUAGAGUAUGCCCGGGGCCAGCUGGCUGGGACCCCCCUGUGCAUGGAGCAGUACUACAGGCUCUUCACUUCCUACCGCCUGCCUGGACCGAAGCAGGACACGCUGGUGGCUCAGAAGAGCAGCGUGAUGCCAGAGCCGGAGCACAUCAUUGUGGCCUGCAAAAACCAGUUCUUUGUUUUGGACGUGGUGAUAAACUUCCGCCGGCUCAACGAGACGGACCUCUUCACCCAGCUGGAUAAGAUCAUGAAAAUGGCCGACAAUGCAGAGGAAAGGCUCCCUCCUAUUGGUCUGCUCACCUCGGACGGCAGGACACAGUGGGCAGAAGCUCGGAGCUCACUCGUGAAAGAUUCAACCAACAGAGACUCGCUUGAUAUGAUUGAAAGGUGCCUCUGUCUGGUGUGUCUGGACGACCCCUGUGGACUCGAUCUAAAGGACACCAACCGAGCCUUGCAAAUGCUUCACGGAGGAGGGCACACAAAAAAUGGGGGAAACCGCUGGUACGACAAGCCCAUGCAGUUUGUUAUAGGGAUGGACGGCGUCUGCGGCAUGGUGUGUGAGCACUCUCCCUUCGAAGGAAUCGUCCUCGUCCAGUGCUCAGAGUACCUGCUGAAAUACAUGAGAGGAAGUCCCUCCAAGCUGGUGCGAGCGGCCAGCGUCACCGAGCUUCCUGCCCCCCGAAGACUCCAUUGGAAGUGUUCCCCCGAAGUCCAGGGGUUCCUGGCAUCCUCCGCCGACAACCUCCAAAGGCUGGUGAGAAAUCUGGACAUGGAAGUUUAUACGUUCAAAGUUUACGGAAAGGAUUUCAUCAAAAAGCAAAAGAUGAGUCCAGAUGCGUUCAUACAAGUUGCACUACAGUUUGCAUUUUACAGAUGUAAUGGACGGCCGGUGUCCACCUACGAAAGCGCUUCUAUCCGCCGUUUCCGAGAAGGCCGAGUGGACAACAUCCGCUCCGCGACUGCCGAGGCCCUGGCCUUUGUGAAAUCAAUGACGGAUGGGAAGUCUUCUGUACCCGCUGCUGAAAAGAUGAAGAAAUUGUGGGAUGCUAUUAAUGCCCAGACCAGUUACACUGUCCUUGCAAUCAGUGGAAUGGCAAUAGACAAUCACUUACUAGGACUGCGAACUAUUGCACAGGAACUAAAAAUGGAAAAACCAGAUAUCUUCACUGAUGAAACCUACUGGGCCACCAACCAGUUCAUUCUGUCCACCAGCCAGGUGCCCACUACCAUGGAGAUGUUUUGUUGCUAUGGGCCUGUGGUUCCCAAUGGCUACGGCGCCUGCUACAACCCCCAGCUGGACCACAUCAUCUUCUGUGUGUCCAGUUUCCGGGACAGCACAGAGACGUGCUCGGCGGUCUUCGUGAAGGCGCUGGAGGAGUGUCUGGUGGAGAUGAGGGAUCUGUGCAAUAAGUGCAAUGCUGCGGCCAAGCCCAGCGACCAGAAAGAGGGGGCCGCCAAGCCGGUGAAAAAUGGAAGUAAGCCAUAAUGAGGGAAAGAGCACAGUCUGCUCUCCUCUCCCCUCAUCACAAUGACACGAAGACUGUCUUAUAGUCAAUGUUAGUGUUUCCUGACAACAUGCAUUUCAUUACACAUCGAACCUUUUUAAAUGUCAUGACAUAUACACAC
Megalops cyprinoides (Indo-Pacific tarpon) is the source of this 2294-nucleotide messenger RNA. RefSeq names its product choline O-acetyltransferase-like. Bases 247 to 2154 code for a protein of 635 amino acids. Gene Ontology annotation, molecular function: choline O-acetyltransferase activity. Lineage: Eukaryota; Metazoa; Chordata; Actinopteri; Elopiformes; Megalopidae. The record is from RefSeq and is a predicted model, not a curated record. Gene Ontology annotation, cellular component: neuron projection; cytoplasm. The transcript has 15 exons. Gene Ontology annotation, biological process: neuromuscular synaptic transmission; acetylcholine biosynthetic process.